Messenger RNA from Chenopodium quinoa (quinoa), 1743 nucleotides. RefSeq names its product protein FAR-RED IMPAIRED RESPONSE 1-like. Bases 1 to 1743 code for a protein of 580 amino acids. Gene Ontology annotation, biological process: regulation of DNA-templated transcription. Lineage: Eukaryota; Viridiplantae; Streptophyta; Magnoliopsida; Caryophyllales; Amaranthaceae. The transcript is spliced from 3 exons. The record is from RefSeq and is a predicted model, not a curated record.
AUGGAAUGUUUUGUAAGCAGAAGACCCUCCAGGAAGCGUAAAGUGGAUGUACUUAAGGAAGGGUUGUUGCAUGAUGAGGAAACAGUUGUGAAACGGAAGACGAAAAAGUGUGGGUGUAAGGUCGAGUUGUAUGCUAGUGUUGAUGAGGGAGGGAAUUGGGUUGUUCGUAGGGUACACUUAAAACACAAAGGUCACAUAGUCACACCGGGGAAGUCAAAGGAUAUAACAAUGUUCAGGAAGCAUGAGUUGGUGUCUAAAAAUGGGCACUUGGUGAACCGAGUGUGUAAUGCAAAGAAGUCUAGGGUAAAGGUAUCGCAGAUGUAUAGUUGUUUGGCGAGGGAGAAGAGCGGGGUGGAUGAAAUGUCAUUUACCCAGAAAGACUUGGAGAAUGUAGUUGCUGAGAAACAAAGACUUGAGCUAACUGAGGGUGAUGCUAAUGGAAUGAUAGAGUACUUCAACAAAAUGAGUGCAGACAAUCAAAAUUUUUUCCAUCUUUGUAGGUUUGGUAAAGAUGGUGCGUUACAAGAUGUUGUUUGGGUAGAUGCGAGGUGUAGAGCUGCGUAUGAAGAGUUUGGAGAUGUUGUCUGUUUUGACAGUACAUACUUAACGAACAAAUUUCACCUUCCUUAUGCUUUGUUUGUCGGUGUGAAUCACCACGGGCAGAGUAUACUGUUUGGCUGUGCAUUGAUCUCUCGGGAGACGGCAGAGACCUACGAGUGGGUGCUGAGGACAUGGCUACAUUGCAUGGGAGGGAAAGCUCCUACCUCGAUCCUGACGGAUCAAGAUCCGGCUAUUAGGAAAGCUGUGCAUAUAACCAUGAGUGACACUUGUCAUAGGUGGUGCAUUUGGCACAUCCUUCAAAAGUUUUGGAAGUACGUGGGUAAGCAUGAGCAAUAUGAUGCUGUGAAGGAUGAGUUUGAGAAUAUCAUAUACGGUAGUUUAGAUGGAGAAGAAUUUGUAGAUCGUUGGAUAGAUGCAGUGGAGUAUUAUGAACUACAAGAAAACAGUUGGCUUGAAGAUCUAUUUGAGGAAAGGGAGAUGUGGAUCCCAGCAUAUUUGAAACAUUUGUUCUGGGCGGGGAUGAAAACAACACAGCGUUCGGAAAGCUUCAAUCAUUUUUUCAAAGGUUAUGUUGACAAGAACACAACCUUGUCUGAGUUUGUGCUUCGCUACUGUGAUGCUAUGACCAUAAGGGCUGAGGCCGAAAGAGUUGCUGACUCCAAUACGACCCGCUACGUGAGGCAUUUAAAGACGGUCUUCCCUACGGAGGAGGUGUUCCAGAAGUGCUAUACAGACGCGAAAUUCAAAGAAGUUCAGCGGGAGUGCACCAAGGUGUUGUAUGUGCGAUGUCUAGAUCAAAUUGAAAUUGGAGAUAGUGUGAUUGAGUUUGUAAUGGAGGACCGUAUUUGGAUCAAGCCUAAGAAUGCAAAGAAAGAGUCUGUGACAAAGGUUCGGAGAUGCUAUAGGCUUUUGUUUGAUAGAACCACAUAUGAAGCAACUUGUGACUUGGUGUUGGAAUUUGUUCCUGAGAAAUACAUUCUUCGUCGUUGGAGAAAGGAUGUUCAACGGAAACACACAUGUGUAAAAGUAGCUUAUCAUGAUCCAAUUAAAACUAAAGAGGUGAGGCAGUAUCACAAACUUAUGGGGACUUGUGAACCAAUUUGCUCGAAGGCGUCUGCAUGUAUUGAGGCCGUUCAGGCUGUGGAAGAAAUGCUGCAACUCAUGGACCCUGAGAGUGGAUGA